CUCGCCCUCGGCCACACAACAUACACCCCCCACCUACCUCUGCAUUCUCCUUUCACUUGCUUCCCAUUGAAGAUCAUGGCCAAGCCAUCCAAUCGCUCCCCAUCUCCACGCUUGCUCGUGGCCGCUCUCGUGGGGGUGCUCGUGCUUCUCUCGGUGGAUCAAGCCAGAGUGGCGGAAGCGGUGACGUGCAGCGCCACGGAGCUGAGCUCGUGCGUGUCCGCAAUCACAUCAUCUGCACCUCCGUCGGCCCUGUGCUGCAGCAAGCUGCGAGAGCAGAGGCCAUGCCUCUGCGGGUACAUCAGGAACCCAAACCUCCGGCAGUACGUCACCUCUCCCAAUGCCAAGCGGGUCGCUCGCACCUGUGGCGUUCCGUACCCGACGUGCUAGUGUCCGGAACCGGAAAGCUCCAGCUUUCGAUGCCGAGAGAAGUCGAAGGUGAGAACGAGUAUGGUACUAGUUACUAGUUAAAUCCGUUGAAAAUAAAGAGACGAUGAUGAUCGCCGGAACAAUCAUAUUGCAAAGAGAUGAUGUCGCCAUAUGACCUAUAUAUUUGUACUCUGCGAAAUGAAACUCUUUUAUAGUGUACUACAA
Messenger RNA from Syzygium oleosum, 591 nucleotides. Its product is annotated as non-specific lipid-transfer protein 2-like. The transcript has a single exon. The coding region runs from base 76 to 387 and encodes 103 amino acids. The record is from RefSeq and is a predicted model, not a curated record. NCBI's taxonomy places the organism in Eukaryota, Viridiplantae, Streptophyta, Magnoliopsida, Myrtales, Myrtaceae. Gene Ontology annotation, biological process: lipid transport.